This is a messenger RNA of Anneissia japonica, 1350 nucleotides long. Its product is annotated as dephospho-CoA kinase domain-containing protein-like. Gene Ontology annotation, molecular function: ATP binding; dephospho-CoA kinase activity. The coding region runs from base 179 to 868 and encodes 229 amino acids. The record is from RefSeq and is a predicted model, not a curated record. Gene Ontology annotation, biological process: coenzyme A biosynthetic process. The transcript is spliced from 5 exons. NCBI's taxonomy places the organism in Eukaryota, Metazoa, Echinodermata, Crinoidea, Comatulida, Comatulidae.
CGCUUAGAACGCAAUGACGUCCAGGCAAAUAUUUUGACGAUCCGGCCAUGUGAGGAUUUGCCUGAGCACCCACUUUUAAGAGAAGAUGAAGACUGACGAGUGAGUGAUACAAAAAGUAAAUCCUCCUUUUUUAGUUAGUGUAGGGGUGGUAGUUGUAACCUGGAAAUUCAGCUACAGUAUGUUCCUCGUUGGCCUAACAGGGGGAAUAGCUUCCGGGAAGAGUACAGUUUCAAUCAUGCUGAGAGAAAUUGGCUGUCAAUUUAUUGAUGCUGAUGUGGUUGCCAGGCAAGUGGUCGAGCAACACAAACCAGCUUGGACUCUUAUUGUGAAACACUUUGGACAGGACAUGCUACUAUCCGAUGGCAACUUGGAUCGACCAAAGCUGGCAUCUUGCAUAUUUGGGGAUGAAAAUAGAAGAAAAUUACUUAAUUCUUGCACCCAUCCAUAUAUACAAAAAGAAAUCAUGUGGCAGAUUUUUGUACAUUUCAUUAAAGGUUACAAGUUUGUUGUUUUGGAUAUACCAUUAUUACUGGAGGGGAGCAAGUUAUUAAGAUAUAUCAACAGUGUUGUUGUUGUUUAUUGUGAUGGAGAGGCGCAACUUCAGCGUCUUAUGCAGAGAAAUAGUCUACCGGAAGAGGAUGCCCUCAAGAGGAUAAAUUCACAAAUGCCACUGGAAAAGAAAAAAGAAUUUGCAGACUACCUUAUUGAAAAUUCUCAUGGCAUAGAGGAGACAAGACAACAAGUUCGCCACCUUGUUAUUCGCUUGCAACAAUCAAAAGCUCACUUAUGGCUUAGAAUACCAUUUUUAUUAUUGUUGCUUGGUUUCAUUUUUAUUAUCCUUUUAGGUGUUAAAAAACUUUGUUUAUGAUUGGAAAAUGAUGAACAGGGGUGGAUCCAGAAUGAAGGUGGGGUGGGGGGGCGUCCAACAUAUUCAGAAUAGAUGAGAGUGCUAAUUUCAAUAUGUGCCUUUUAAUUUAAAAAUUUAGUGGCAAAACGUGCCUCCCUAAUGGAUCCACGCCUGAUCAAUAAAGUUGAAGGAAAGAUUUUAUUCAAUUUCAAAUUAAAUUCAAUUUAAAAAUAUUUAUUCAAAAUCAGUAUAUACAAAAGUAUUAAAUGAAAAGAAAUCAGGCAGCCACGAAUAAGCAUAGCUUUACAAGUGGUGCCCCUUCGAAAAAAAAAUCAAGUGCAAAAUGAAUAAAUACAUAAUUAAUAAUUCAUUCAAUCAAUCAAAUAAUUGUCAACUAAUUGUCUAAUCAUCUAAUUAAUAUAUAAAUAAAUAAUAAAAUAAAUAAAUAAGGAAAUAAAUAAAACUAAAUAAAGAACUGAUAUGGGUUAUUGGUGACCCUAGAA